This is a messenger RNA of Rhinichthys klamathensis goyatoka, 3415 nucleotides long. It is a transcript of the gene nod2, whose product is annotated as nucleotide-binding oligomerization domain containing 2. The record is from RefSeq and is a predicted model, not a curated record. Gene Ontology annotation, cellular component: cytosol. The coding region runs from base 393 to 3338 and encodes 981 amino acids. Gene Ontology annotation, biological process: regulation of apoptotic process; positive regulation of canonical NF-kappaB signal transduction; defense response to bacterium. NCBI's taxonomy places the organism in Eukaryota, Metazoa, Chordata, Actinopteri, Cypriniformes, Leuciscidae. The transcript is spliced from 11 exons. Gene Ontology annotation, molecular function: protein binding.
GCGCCUCCUCUUUCACUUUCAGUUCGGACGAUCAUUUCCAUAAAGUGACCAAACAGAAUAUACCGACAGAUAAGCCUGUGUUCGUGGUGUCUUCAUAUUCCAGCUUAGUCUAUAUAGAUUGUCAAUGAAGAAUCACAGGCUAUGGAAUAUUUAGCAGACAGACGUUUGUAAGCGUGUUUCGUUUGGGAUAUUAAUUUCGAAAGUUUCAAAUGAGACACAGAUGCAUUUGUUCUUAAACUAUAGGCUAUAGGCUACGCAUACGCGUAUGAUUAUGAAUGGAACAUUUACAUCGCCUCUGUAGUGGGGGAGCAUGACAUUCAGGAGUUAUUUUGGACCUUGUCUGUUGGGGUCUGAUUGUGACUGUUGACUUUGAGAAAAGGCUGAGUUCCACUAUGAGCACUCAGUUGAUCCUAAAACAGCGAGCAGAGCUUCUGGCAGUCCUAUGUGGUGGAGGCAGUGCUGAACCUCUGGACUGUGUUCUGGACUUACUUCUGGCUUGGGAGGUUCUUGUCUGGGAGGAUUACCUAAACAUACGAGUGGCGGAGAAACCCUUAUGUUCUAAUGUCAGGCAACUUUUAGAUGUGGUGUAUGAUAAAGGAGAAGAUGCAUGCAGCUUUUUUUUGGCUGCAAUUAACCAGAUUUUACCAGAGGAGCAGAAGGCUGUCCUGUGUUUUGGGAACGGGUGUGCUGUGGUGGGCAAGAACAGACCAGACACUGCAACUUUAACGUUAUUGGCUGACAGGCCAGUCUUAGUGACAAAGCUCAGAGAUAAUAUUGACGGAGCUUUGAAUGUUUUACUGACAACUGGGUGCUUCACCAUCAAAGAUUGUGAUGGGGUGCAACUACCUGUAUACACACCGUCACAACAGGUUCGGAGGCUGUUAGACCAAGUAAACUUUAAAGGGGAAACUGCUGCAAAGACCUUACUACAGUAUCUAGAACAAACAGAGCCAACCAGACCAAACCCUGAAGAUAAAGAAAGUCACCUUUCUGCUGAUUGUCUGCUGUACCAGACGAAGCUGCGAAGCUCUGUUGCUGCACAGUCACUCUUUCUUAGCACCUACGGUGGGACAGGACGUUUCUCCUUGGAUGAUAUUUACACUGAUGGACUUCUUGAAGUGAUGGAUGGUUCUGGUGAAACUACUACAUUAGGGCUGGAGGAUGUGGUAGGUCCCAUAGGGAGUCUAAAUGAAGAUGCUGACACCAUUCUUCUGUCUGGGGAAGCAGGAAGUGGCAAAAGCACACUGCUUCAGCGACUGCACUUGCUCUGGGCUAGAGAAGCUUUGCUCACAAACACUUUCCUGCUGUUCCCCUUCAGUUGCCGCAAACUGAAUGCAGAGCACAGAGAGUUAUCUCUGAAAGAGCUCCUCUUCCUGCACUGCUGCUGGCCUGAUCGAAGUCAGGAUGAGGUUUUCCAGUACAUCCUAGACCACCCUCAUAUGGUCCUCUUUACUUUUGAUGGGCUUGAUGAAUUUAAACAGGGUUUCACAGAUGAAGAACGUCACUGCUGCCCCACAAAUCAAGUGCCUAUACAUGUAUUGCUUUUCAAUCUGUUGCAGGGUACGCUAAUGAAGGGCAUUUUGAAGGUGGUCACCAGCAGGCCACAGGCUGUGGGCCCAUCGCUGAAGCGCUAUCUCCGCAAAGAAGUGCACCUGAAGGGUUUUUCUCCUAGAGGUAUCAACUGCUUUGUGAAGAAACAUCAUAGCGACCCUGCUAUAGCUAGACGUGUCAUAGAGUCCCUCCAGAGUAACACGGUGUUGCUAGGUCUUUGCCACAUCCCAGUCUUCUGCUGGAUUGUGACCAAGUGCCACCGGGAGCUUCUGGGUGGUCAAGAUGGUAUUCCUCAGACCAUCACUGAUGUCUACCUCCUGGUCUUACAGCAUUUCUUCCAGCGAAAGUCAUCUCAGCCCCAAGGAGUCCUGGGAAAGGCCUGGUUGGAGGAACAUUUGGACACAGUGUUAAAACUUGGACAGUUGGCAUUGGAAGGCCUGGAAGCCUCUUGUUAUGUGUUCUCAGGAUAUGAGCUGCAAAGAAAUGGGCUCACAGAACAGGAUGUCAGCAUGGGUUUCCUCAUUUACUGCAAUGACCUAUCUGUGACAGAUUGCAAACACUAUGAGUUUCUGCACAUCACCUUACAAUGCUUCUUCGCUGCUCUGUAUGUUGUUCUGAAUCGUAACAACAAUCGCUCUGCUAUCUCCAGACUCUUUCAGCCUCAGUACAGGCAGUUGUCUGGCCUGUCUCAAAGGUGUCUUGGACACUGUAUUGAUCCUUCAGUUGAGGAGGUGAAGACCCAUGUGGCAGAGACACCAAACCUCCAGAUUACAGCUCAGUUUGUGUCAGGACUUUUUUCUCAGCGGCACCAUAAUCUCCUCCUGGACUGCUGUCCUACUGCUGUGCGUGAACGCAAGUUCAAGCAGGUAGUGAAGUCAUUGUCUAAAGGGAUGCAGAGACAUUUCAAGUCAAUACCUCGUCCUGUAGAAGGGGAAAAGAAGAGCAUGCAUGCCAUGCCAAGUUUUGUUUGGCUAAUCAAGUGCAUAUAUGAAAUGCAAGACAACAGUAUUGCUCAAGAUGCCGUGGCUAAGUUGGACGUUGAACACCUGAAGCUCACCUAUUGUAACAUUGGACCGAUGGAAUGUACAGCGCUGACGUACGUGCUGAAGUACCUGCGGAAUCCUGUUGGGCUUCAGUUGGACAACAAUUCAGUAGGAGAUGUGGGCGUGGAGCAGCUUCUACCGUGUCUACAUAUUUGUCACUCCCUUUAUUUAAGGAACAAUAACAUAUCAGAUGAAGGAAUCCGGAAACUUCUGGAAAAGGGAAUGAAGUGCGAAAGCUUCCAAAAAAUAGCGCUUUUCAACAACAAGCUCACAGAUGCUUGCACCCAACACUUUGCUUGGCUGCUAAAAGCAAAGCAGAACUUCCUGGCUUUGAGGCUUGGAAAUAAUAACAUCACAUGCGUUGGAGCAGAGCAGCUUGCAGAAGGCCUAAGCUACAACCAGUCUUUGCAGUAUCUGGGAUUAUGGGGUAAUAAAAUUGGGGACAGGGGAGCUGAGGCAUUGGCAACUGCGCUGAAGAAUAACACAUCGCUAAUAUGGUUAAGUCUGGUGGAUAAUGGUGUGGGCAGUGCAGGUGCAUGUGCUCUGGCUAAACUCGUCAGUCAGAGCAAAACUCUGGGGGAACUGUGGCUGAGCAAAAACUGCAUCAGCAGGGACGGAGUUGAGUGUCUGAUAGAGGCACUGAAAAUUAACUAUAGUGUUAAGGAAGUCUGGCUGAGACAAAAUAAUCUGAGCCCAGAGGAAGAAGAGGAGCUGAGCAAGCAAGAAAGCAGAUUGACCUUCUGAGGGCAAGAAGGCUCUGUAAUGCCUGCCACCAAACUCCCAAAUCCAAUGCUCAUCAUUUUCUUGAAAAAAAAAAACAA